This is a messenger RNA of Medicago truncatula (barrel medic), 580 nucleotides long. RefSeq lists its product as uncharacterized. The record is from RefSeq and is a predicted model, not a curated record. The transcript is spliced from 3 exons. Bases 94 to 351 code for a protein of 85 amino acids. NCBI's taxonomy places the organism in Eukaryota, Viridiplantae, Streptophyta, Magnoliopsida, Fabales, Fabaceae.
AGGGACAUAAAUUUUAAGGACAUCAAAUACAUGCUAGUUUGAGCUUUUGCUCCCUUUGUAAGGUUUAUUGAUCAUUUUGCAGAAGCCGUUAAAAUGGAGCAACAACCACUGGACGCAAAUGAAGCGAAGCUGGUCCCACCGCAAGCACCACUUCACAAGAGCGAUGCAGAAGACGACGAUGAGAACGUCAAGCAGCUCGAUGAGUGUUCUUCUCUCUAUCUCUUGAUGCAGGAUUACAUUGUUCGUAGUAGCAGGAACUGGAAAGAAAGCCAAACAGAAAUACAAGCUUUGAGGGAAUGCUCUGAAAACAGAAAGAAAAAUAAACAGGAAGUGACAGUUCAUAAGGGAUGAAGAUUUUAGUUAGUUAUGAGGUCCUCUACUUUCUUCCUAGCCAUUGUUCAUGGUGGCACAUUUUUGUACACAUAUACUACCAUUUCCAUCAAUUAGCAUGAAUAUUUUUUUGCUAUAAUUCAAUUGAAAGUGAUUGGAAUUGAACUUGGUUGGAAUGAGAAGUUUGUACAGAGAUCUAUAAAUAAAUAGUGCUUCCGGUAGGAAAUACCAAUGAUUAGUUUUGAGGUUA